CCCAGAGUAGAAGCCACUGUAACCAUGAAGGCAGCCCUCGUCCUGCUGAUCGCUGGUAUGUUUCUUGUGGCGUACUGCACGCCGCUCGCUGCUGCAGACGAUGUGGAGGAAGUGGUGGAUGAAUCAGCCGAAAACAGAGACGCUGAUGACGACGACGCCGACAGCUCAGCAGAAGACGACGUCGACGGUAGCGAUGGUGGGGACGCUGGGAGUGUGGAGAACAGGCUGGUAGGCAAAGGUGCUCACGCCCGGGCUGGCCAUGCCAAGCAUGCGCGGGCAGGCAGCCGACACGCAGCAGGCAGAGCUGCAGUCAGGCCCCACGCCAGGUCAGGCGCUGCCCGCAGAGCCGCCCACAGCAAGUAGUCGCCGCUGCUGAGGAGACGCUACACUGUGGAGGCGCAGUCUGGUGCUGCUCACAUUGUCCUGUACCCUGCGCUCAUGUGUAUAAAAUAAAGUAGCAGUGC
Schistocerca serialis cubense is the source of this 464-nucleotide messenger RNA. RefSeq lists its product as uncharacterized. NCBI's taxonomy places the organism in Eukaryota, Metazoa, Arthropoda, Insecta, Orthoptera, Acrididae. Bases 25 to 363 code for a protein of 112 amino acids. The transcript has 2 exons. The record is from RefSeq and is a predicted model, not a curated record.